This is a messenger RNA of Strongyloides ratti, 2469 nucleotides long. Its product is annotated as Zinc transporter 5. The coding region runs from base 1 to 2469 and encodes 822 amino acids. NCBI's taxonomy places the organism in Eukaryota, Metazoa, Nematoda, Chromadorea, Rhabditida, Strongyloididae. Gene Ontology annotation, cellular component: Golgi apparatus; membrane. The record is from RefSeq and is a predicted model, not a curated record. Gene Ontology annotation, molecular function: zinc ion transmembrane transporter activity. Gene Ontology annotation, biological process: intracellular zinc ion homeostasis; transmembrane transport; zinc ion transport. The transcript has 2 exons.
AUGUUAGCACAUGAUAUUUUUAAAAAGGAUAAAGAUAGGAAGUUGACUAAUUCGAAAUCAUCCUCAUAUUUUGGUUUACUAAUAUUGGCAAAAAUUUUUAAAUGUAUUGGAAUAUUUUUUAUUGAUAUUCUUGAACGAUCAAUUCAUUGUAUUAGUUUAUUAUGGCUUAUAAAAAUUAUGGCAUCUGUAAUAUUAAUACCAAUACAAAAACCAUUAUCUUCUGGUAAAUCAUUAUCAAAGUUAAGAGGUUCAAUUCAUGCAAGAAUUGGACAACUUUCUUUGAUAAAUUGUUUAGUAGAAGUUUUUUGGUUUUAUGGAAUAACAUUUUGUGGACCACUUAGAUCAAUUUUAGUAUUUGAACAUUCAUCAACUGUUAUUCUUGUAGCCUUAACAUCAUUUAUUAAAGGUACUGAAACAACUUCAAAAACAAGAGGAGUUUUUUGUUUAAUUAUUGGAUUUGUUGCUUUGUUUUUUAUGGAUCCAGAUACAACAAUUGAGACUAAUCAUAUUGAAUCCCAUGGACAUCAUAGUGGAUUAAAUUAUUUUUUCUAUAAAUUUUUAUCUAUGUUUGGUUUUGCAGAUCACAAAGGGGGGAUUUUUUUGUUAAUGAUAGCAUCAUUAUUUAAAAUUUAUCAUGAUUCAUCAUUUAGAUUAUUAGCAGUUGAAAUUGGAGGUCCAAAAAGAUUAUAUGCAAUUAAUACUCUUAUGACAGGACUAUUUUUAUCACCAUUAGCAAUUUUAGCAUUUAUAUCUUCAUCAACUAUUGUUGAUGGAUACUUUUCAUUUUUUGCUCUUCUUAUAUUAGCAACACUUUUUACAUUUAUAUUAGAUUUUUAUAUUGAAAGUUUAUGUUUUCAACAUGUUGCAGAUCCUGUAAUCGCAUCUGCUCGAUGGUCACCAAUAACAAUGUUCUCAUGUUCAUUAAUAUUAGCUUAUGUAUGGUAUCAACCUUUUGAAAGUUUUAUAGGAAUGCAUAUGAUAUCUGGUGGGGUUGUGCUAACAGUAUUUUUAUUUUGUUGUGCAUCUUAUUUAUUAACUAAUCAACAUACUCAAAAAUCUCAUGGUGGUUAUUUUAUUGGUUUAUCUCCUUCUGGGGUGCCGUUGUUUACGACGGGUGAGGCAUUUCUUCAAAAAACAUCACGAUCAGCCUGGUUAUUUAUACAAGAUACAUUAAAAGAUAUUCUUUCAAAUGCAGACUCUAGAAGAAUUUUUUAUUUCUUAUGUAUUAAUUUGGCAUUUUGUGGAGUAGAAUUUAUAUAUGGUUAUUUAACUAAUUCAUUAGGACUAAUUUCGGAUGCUUUUCACAUGUUAUUUGAUUGUUCUGCAUUAAUUAUGGGUUUGGUAGCAUCUGUUUUAUCGAGAUGGCCAGCUUCUAAAGGUUAUCCAUAUGGAUAUGGAAGAAUUGAAAUUCUUUCUGGUUUUAUUAACGCAAUGUUUUUAGUAGUUAUUGCUAUUUCUAUAUUUUUUGAAGCAAUAGGAAGGAUUAUGGAUCCACCUGAAAUAAAAACUGAUAAACUUCUUUUUGUUGCAGUUGCUGGAUUAUUUGUUAAUUUAUUUGGAAUGUAUGCUUUUCAUGGUGAUCAUGGUCAUUCUCAUGGUGGUGGUGGUUCACACGGUCAUUCACAUGGUGGUAAUGCCAAUAUGAAAGGUGUAUUUUUACAUGUAUUAGCAGAUACUUUAGGUUCAGUUUUUGUUAUUAUUUCAACGAUUUUAAUACAAAUGUUUGGAUGGACUUUUGUUGAUCCAUUAUGUUCAUUGGUAUUAUCAAUACUUAUACUUGGAUCAGUUUAUCCAUUAUUAAAAGAUGCUACUGUUACAUUAAUGCAAGGAGUAAGUGAUGAAGAAGUUUUUGAAUAUGAAGCAUGUCUUGAAAAAAUUCUUUCUAUUGAAGGAGUUUUGUCAUUUUCACGUGUAAACUUUUGGCAAUUGAAAAGUGGAAAUAAUGUUAUAAGUAUUCAUGUUCAAGUUAAAGAUGAAGUUAAUGAACAAGCUGUACGAUUUGCAAUUGAGAAAAUUUUUAAUGAUGAAGGAAUUAAAGAAUGUUCAAUUCAAAUUGAAAAAAGUUCAUUUGUUAAAAGGAUUCAAACAACAUGUCCUAAUUACGAAUUAGUUCCACCUACUAAAAAGGGACAAUUUUUAAGAACUGUAGAUUCUGUUGAAGAUCACUGCCAUAGUCAUGAUUCUGAACAUGGACAUUCUCAUGAUUCAGGACAUGGUCAUUCUCAUAAUUCUGGAAAUAAACAUUCUAAUGAUUCAGGACAUGGUCAUUCUCAUAAUUCUGGAAAUAAACAUUCUCAUGAUUCAGGACAUGGACAUUCACAUGAUUCUGGAAAUGAUCACUCUCAUAAUUCUGGAAAAAAACAUUCUCAUGAUUCAGGACAUGGGCAUUCUCAUGAUUCUGGACAUGGGCAUUCUCAUAAUUUUGAGAAUGGAAAUUUCCAUGAUUCCAAACAUGGUCAUGGCUAUUAA